Echinops telfairi (small Madagascar hedgehog) is the source of this 1335-nucleotide messenger RNA. RefSeq names its product mitochondrial transcription termination factor 3 (gene MTERF3). Gene Ontology annotation, cellular component: mitochondrion. NCBI's taxonomy places the organism in Eukaryota, Metazoa, Chordata, Mammalia, Afrosoricida, Tenrecidae. The transcript has 7 exons. Gene Ontology annotation, molecular function: double-stranded DNA binding. The coding region runs from base 11 to 1267 and encodes 418 amino acids. Gene Ontology annotation, biological process: mitochondrial ribosome assembly; regulation of DNA-templated transcription. The record is from RefSeq and is a predicted model, not a curated record.
CUUUAAGAAAAUGGCCCUGUCGGCCCAACAGAUCCCCAGAUGGUUCAACUCAAUUAAGUUGAGCAGCUUCAUUAAUGCUACCCAGCUCAAAAAAUGCUUGCUGAGACCAAGGAGAACAUGGCUGCGCAGCUGUUCUACGCAGCCUCCGGUGUCCUCUGACAAUUGCUUCCUCCAGUGGGGAAUUAAGACUUAUAGGACUUCCUCCGCGUGGACUAGUUCCCAGGCCACCAACUCAGGUCGGCAAGAGAAUAGCUCGGCCCCAAAUGCUGGGCUUCCUUCCUCGAAAGACGGACAACUGCAGGUGCCACAAAAGAGCCCCAACGCUGAAGCUGAGGUGCCACCAAAAGGACUAGACGACUGGCUCCCUCCGACCCCGUUGCAGCCAGUGUCCGAGCAGGAGGCUAUUCAGAUCAUUGCAGGCCCUCCGCUGCCCCCGGAUUCACUGACGCUCCGAGACUACGUGGAUCAUUCUGAGACGCUGCGGAAGCUAGUGCUUCUAGGAGUGGAUUUGUCCAAGAUAGAAAAACAUGUGGAAGCUGCCAACCUUCUUCUGAAACUAGAUUUCGAAAAAGAUGUUAAGCAGAUCCUUCUGUUUCUAAAAGAUGUAGGCAUAGAGGAUCACCAGCUGGGUUUAUUCUUGACUAAGAAUUAUGCGAUUUUCUCAGAAGACCUUGAAGAUCUCAAGAUCAGAGUGAAUUAUCUGCAGUCAAAAAAUUUCAGUAAGACGGAUAUUACACGCAUGGUCCAAAAUGCACCAUUUUUACUGAAUUUUUCUGUGGAAAGGCUAGAUAACAGACUGGGAUUUUUUCAAAAAGAACUUGAACUUAAUGUGAAGAAGACUAGAGAUCUGGUAGUUCAUCUCCCAAGGUUAAUAACUGGAAGUCUGGAACCUGUGAAGGAAAAUAUGAAGGUGUAUCGCCUUGAAUUUGGGUUUAAACGUAAUGAAAUUCAGCAUAUGGUCACCAGAAUCCCAAAGAUGUUAACGGCAAAUAAGAGGAAGCUCACGGAGACCUUUGACUACGUGCACAACGUGAUGCACAUCCCCCACCACAUCAUCGUCCGGUUCCCACAGGUAUUUAACACAAGAGUGUUUAAAAUCAAAGAAAGACAUUUGUUUCUUAACUACUUGGGAAGAGCACAGUAUGACCCAGCAAAACCCAACUACAUUUCUUUGGACAAGUUAGUAUCUAUUCCUAAUGAAACAUUUUGUGAGAAUAUUGCCAAAGCUUCAGUACAGGACUUUGAAAAAUUCUUAAAGAUGCUUUAGUUUUUAAUAAAUGUUAAGAUGUAAUAAUAUUAAAAAAUGGCUAUUUUAAAUAAAUGUCUUAAGUCUCA